This is a messenger RNA of Perca flavescens (yellow perch), 1487 nucleotides long. RefSeq names its product RAB4B, member RAS oncogene family (gene rab4b). Gene Ontology annotation, molecular function: GTP binding; GTPase activity. The coding region runs from base 168 to 812 and encodes 214 amino acids. Lineage: Eukaryota; Metazoa; Chordata; Actinopteri; Perciformes; Percidae. Gene Ontology annotation, biological process: Rab protein signal transduction. The record is from RefSeq and is a predicted model, not a curated record. The transcript has 8 exons.
GUGCUGAUUGUGGUCGGAGCUAGUAAAAAACUAGAAAGGAAGGAAUCAGGAAAUCUCUGGCAUCGUAGAUAAACACCGUGAAGAGGUGUGAACCCAGCGAGCACACAGCUGUCACAAUACCAACAGUAAAAAGACCCGAUUGAGUCCAUCAUACAGCGAGGGUCAACAUGUCUGAGACAUACGACUUCCUGUUUAAGUUCCUGGUGAUUGGCAGUGCUGGGACAGGGAAAUCCUGCCUCCUUCACCAAUUCAUUGAGAACAAGUUUAAACAGGACUCCAACCACACCAUCGGCGUGGAGUUUGGUUCCAGAGUGGUCAAUGUUGGUGGAAAGACGGUCAAACUGCAGAUCUGGGACACUGCGGGGCAGGAGCGAUUUCGUUCUGUUACACGCAGCUACUACAGAGGAGCAGCUGGCGCGCUUCUCGUCUAUGAUAUUACCAGUCGGGAGACAUACAACGCCCUAACCAACUGGCUGACAGAUGCACGGACUCUGGCGAGCCCCAACAUUGUUAUUAUCCUGUGUGGCAACAAGAAAGACCUUGAAGCAGACCGAGAGGUGACCUUCCUGGAAGCGUCACGCUUUGCUCAGGAGAAUGAGCUGAUCUUCCUGGAGACCAGUGCUCUGACAGGGGAGAAUGUUGAGGAGGGUUUCCUGAAGUGCGCUCGCAUCAUCCUCAACAAGAUAGAUUCAGGCGAGUUGGACCCGGAGAGGAUGGGUUCAGGUAUCCAGUAUGGAGAUGCUUCGUUGAGGCAGCUGCGGCAGCCGAGAGGCACCACCACCACACAGAACAAGCAGCAGUGUAAUUGCUAGGGAUCGGGGCCCCGCCCUCGCCUCAGCCCACAGGCCCACACAGACAGGACGCCCUCUACAGGUGUUUUUUGGUGUGUGGGACCCUUCUCUCUGCAGUCUCACACACCUUUGAUCACCAGAAUGAGUGGUCAUGGAGAUCACUGCAACCCCUGACCCCUGACCUCUGGUAAGACUCUGUACUUCUAACCUGAGGGGGGUCAGCUUUGCCCCUGUGUCUGGGCAGGGACACCCCUCCGAGUUAACACGCUGGGAUCCUAAAGAAGAAUCUUCACCUUUUUUUAAAAAAAAAAAAAAAAAAAAAAGGUUUCUCGGUGACUUACCAGACAGGGACAAGUCAAGGGUUGUGUGUAUGGGCUGCCCUAUUGUUGUUUUAUCUCUGAGCUUUUCAUUUUGAUUUUAAUAACACCUAUAUGCUUUCUAUGUUCGCACAUCAUUGUUUGUAAAUUAUUACUAUUGGUAAGCUAUUUUGUGCAUAACGAUUGUUCAACCUAUCAGGAAAGGAAUUUCAUGAUUAGUUUGGUCAGUGCUUUUAAGUUUUCAUAUUCAUAAAGGCAAGCUUUUUAUUAUCCAUUAUUUGAGUUAACUGUACUUUAAAUUCAGCCUGUCAUUGAUAGUGACUAAUUGAUAAACAGUCCAAAUGUAUCCUCUUUAUAAUAUAAAUGAACAGAUUUUGGU